This is a messenger RNA of Durotheca rogersii, 342 nucleotides long. RefSeq lists its product as uncharacterized. NCBI's taxonomy places the organism in Eukaryota, Fungi, Ascomycota, Sordariomycetes, Xylariales, Xylariaceae. The transcript is spliced from 2 exons. The record is from RefSeq and is a predicted model, not a curated record. Gene Ontology annotation, cellular component: ribosome; mitochondrial small ribosomal subunit. Bases 1 to 342 code for a protein of 113 amino acids. Gene Ontology annotation, molecular function: structural constituent of ribosome; small ribosomal subunit rRNA binding. Gene Ontology annotation, biological process: translation.
AUGCUGUACGAGCUCAUCGGCAUAGCGCGCCCCGGCAACGUAGCCGAGGUGAAGGAGAUCGUGCUGGCGACGGGGCAGCUGAUCCUGCAGCAGCGGGGGGUGAUCCGCGGGGUAGCGAACUGGGGGGUAUUCCUGCUGCCGCGGGCGACGAGCGUGCACCAGAUGCGGCACCAUGAGGGCCACUACUUCGCACUGCGCUACGACGCCUCCGUCGCCACACAGCGCGCCGUCCGCGGCAUGCUCGCCCUCGACCCCCGCAUGAUUCGCCACGCCUGCGUCAAGCUCGGCGACGGAAAGCUUCCGAGCCUCGCCCGCUUUGGGCCCCCCGAGUGGGUUGAGUGA